Molecule: messenger RNA, 4233 nt
Organism: Spinacia oleracea (spinach)
Lineage: Eukaryota; Viridiplantae; Streptophyta; Magnoliopsida; Caryophyllales; Amaranthaceae
Exons: 16
Coding region: 240-4022 (1260 amino acids)
Source: RefSeq, a predicted model, not a curated record
ACUUGACUUCCUCACCUGCUUCACUAAGCUAUCAAGUUGCAGAGCUAGACAGCUAGUUGGUCCAAACUUCAAAGUUUUAAAACACACAGCCUUCCCGCACAAAACCUUGUGUAGUACAGGAUUUCCAGUUCAUCACAACAUUUUGAACUGGAAACAUCAAGAACCCUAAACCCACAAUUUCCCCAAUUCAAUUCUUCUCAGACCCCCUAACAUUUCUCAAUUUGUCGAACCUAGUAACAAUGGCAUCCAAGGAGCCUGAUGAGAAGCUCAGCAACUCCAAAACGGGAGAAGAAACGAUUGCUUUGGAGAAGACGCGUUCCAAAUCGAGGAGAGUCAGUUUCGCCGAAACCACUGCAAUUCACUUGUUUAUCAGGGAUGAAGAUUGCGAGACGCCUCCAGAGGUCGACAGUCCCGACAAUAGCUGCCUUCCCAGGAAUGAGAGUGACGAUUUCAGGGCGUUGCUUGAUGAUGAUGGUGGUGGUGGUGGUAGUGGUGGAGGUGAUAAUAACGGUAUUGCAGUGGAUCCCUCUUUUUUAAGGCCUUUCGAGUCGCCGUCUUCCGGCAGCUACUUUGGCUCCGCUUCCUCCAAUGAUGAAGAUAUUUAUUUUGGACCUGUAUCAGCUGAUUUCAUUAGACCUGGACGAUUAUCAGACUCUGCAGCUUCUGAUGAAAAUCAUGAUGUUACUAUGGACUCGACUGCUUUUUCUAUGCACUUCCGUAGUUUAGCAAGAUCAGAAUCUGGAGGAGAGUUUAAAACACCAACUGAGGUCCGUCUUGCAUUUGGCGAGAGAACUUCUGGUCAAAUGUCCAACACCACAAGUGAUGGGGAUUUAAUGGUACUGUCUACUUUCAAUAAGCGAGUUUCUGGUUCUUUGCUUGAUGAUGCAGUUAACUAUAGUGGCAAUUCAGAUGACAUGAGUAUUGUAGAAGAAAACCACCGCAUGUAUGAUUAUGCGAAGCUACCCCCUGAAUUGGAUGCAUUAUUGGCUGAAUCUGGUUUACACCAAAAUGGGUUUGAGCUUUCGGAUAUAAACAAUACAGAAAAAGUUUCCCACCACGUUUCUGAUGUGAAGAAGACAUCCGAUGAUGCAUAUUCUGCGGUUCUUGUGAAUAUAGACAAUGGAAAUGAUGGUGUCAUUCACGAUACUCAUGGAGAAACUACUCCAAAUACCUCAAUUAACAUGGAUGAUGACUUGGUUCCUGUAAUCUUCUCUGAUGAUCAGAAUCAUCAGAUUAAAACUCCAAUUCUCAUGUCAGAUGUCAUGCCAGUUGACAAGGAUGAGGACGCAAGAAAAGGAGCUGUUGAAACUAGUGGCAAAUUUCUAUCCCCUCUAUCAAGUUCACUGUCUGAUUUGAAUCACAAGCAGCCAACUGCCGGCUCUGUUUCCUCAUUGCUUGCUGAACGUAGACAUAUAUUUAGGGUCUCACCAAGUAAUAAAUCAAAUCUGAUUGUGUCGGAAAAGAAGUUAUGUGAUAAAGGAAGUAAACAUGUCUUGGGUGCAUCAUCUUUUGAGAAAGGUGUAUCUAGAGUCCUAGGGCUUGAAGCUAUUUCCUUUACUUCUGCUUCAAAAGCUGAGGGUAAUGCUUUAAGAUUAAAGCCUCCGGAGUCUCUAACCAGUUCUUUACCCCGAAAUUAUGUUCUGAAAUACGGUAACAAAGACAUUUUGGUAGAUCAUUUGGCGGCUCCGGUGGCUUGCUUGGAUAAACAAUUUUCAAAUGUUGCUGAGGAUGAUGGAGAAUUAAAGAGUACGGGCAAUAUGGGUAGAUAUAAUAUGAGGACUACCUUGGGUGAUGCACAUUGUGAAAGUUACGCAGAAGCUAAAGAUGCGGAAUUAUCGUCUUUGUAUGCAUCUUCGUGUUCUCUUGAUAACCCUUCAAAGUUUACUGGUAUUAGUGUUUCUUCCUUGGCAUUUUUAAACGAAAAACAAUCGGAGUCUUUUGUGUCAACAGACAACCACGCCAAAGACACUGUACUGUCUACUGGAAGUGAUUGCUCUUUGCUCGAGAUCACGUUCAAUGAUAUGAAAAAAAACAAGGAAACUGGGGUGCUUAAUAAUUCUGCUUUUUCUCCUACCAGUGCAGAAAGGAAGGUGUCAGACUCUCCACUGUAUCAAGGAAGUCUAUCCAAAUAUAUGAACCAGCAGCCUGAGUUCAGCUUAAGACUAGACGAAGAUAUAACGCAGGAGGCAGGUGACUUAUCUUCAAGAUCUGAAAAUCCUAGUUCUUUCAAAAGAGAAAAAGAGGCUAAGAGAUUUUCCUCUAAUAUCAAACGUUCCGAGACUGUUUCUCAUGAGAUGCAAAAUGCUGAAUCCACGUGCGUCCAAGCUGCUUUGAUGGAUAAGGCCUCCGAAUUAUGCAACCUAGUUACUACAAUUGCUAAUUUUGAAAAUGGAAACAUGUUCACAAGGGCAAUCCCAGUGAAAAACAUGGAAUAUGUUAUUGGGUCUGCUUCAACUUCGGAUAAUCUAAUUGAGUUGCCCAUCCAGGUGUCUGAGAAUCAUCAAGAAGAGCCAUCUUGUAGCCUGUUGCAGAAGAAUCCGCGUUUGGCAGAUAAAGCAAUGGUUGGAAUCACAGUUACUCCUAGAGACGACGAGCUUACCAGAAAACAUGAUGAAAAUGACCGAGCUGUGCUGAAAUCAUCUAAUAUAUCUGGCAGUGAUAGCUCUUCUAGCUUAAAAAGGAAAUUGUUUGAUAUACCCGAGGAUGAAAAUGAUGAAAUCUCAUUGUUCCAGCAUAAACCAAAAUUGUGUAAAGAUCAGAAGCACUAUGGGGGAGAUAGCAAGGUUUUGAACAGCUUCGAUGGAAUGACCAAACUGUUGCCUUCAUUGGCUGAUAAGUUGACUUUAUAUCAGAUCAGGGUGCUGAAUGAUUAUCUGAACAAGAUGAGAAGUUUUGUACUGCUAGAUUGUGAGAUUGGCUCUCAGGAUGCAUAUGACUCUGCAAAGUCUCUUCAAAUAAGAAGAUCGGUGGACACUAAGUCGCUUCUUUAUAAACUAUUGUAUCAAAAAGCAAUACAACAGCUAAUGCGUCUAGAGCGCGAUAAGUUACUGGACAAAGUCCGUCAAUUGGAAUCCAGAGCUGAAGAAUCAAAAAUGCUGAUAUCAAGUUAUCAAGGUUCUUUUACACGUGGGCAAAAGGAUGUUGAAGUAGAUUGCCUUUCAGUGGUAUCUUGUUCAACUGGUCUUAGGAAAACGAGUUUGGUUGCUGCUGAAAUUCCGUCACUGAGGAAGGACCUAGAGGUGUCAGAAAGUAAAAUAAAAAACUUAAAAGGAUCCUUUGAUGCUUAUAUCAAGGUUAUGAAAGAACAAACCUGCAGUGAAGCAUCAGUGCAUGUCAAAAAAAUUCUCAGGAAGAGGAUUGCAUGUAAAUCACUGCAAUCAGAAUUUCAGUUAUGUCAAGUUGAUAGCAUGAAGGAUAUGGAUGGAAAACUGAAUAUUCUUUUCGAUUAUGGGCGCAUAAUGUCUCAGAGAUUCGUUGUGAAGUCGAUCUCUACCUACGGUUUAUUUAUAUCAAAUGUAUUGAACAAUGCGAAAAUCUCUAAGAUGUUUAUCAUGGAUGCCCGCCCUGCUUUUUCAUUUGUUUUAUGUGGUGAAACGAACCUUGCUUACUCCGGAAGUCGGGUAAUUGCACAAGAAACUCAGAAAAGCUCUUCACUUUUGCAUACUCUGCUUGAUGUUGUUGAAGAAGUUGAAAUAGCCAUGAUUGAGCUUAGGAAUCUUUGGGACACUAGUUUUUUGCAGCCAUCAGCUGGAAAACUUGAUUUGCGAUUGUGUUUCACUGAUUUCAACAGCGGUGGAAGAGUGACUUUGUCUAUUGAUAUCACUUGUUUGAAUCGGGGAAUUUAUCCAGCACAGGUCUUACCAUAUGAGGUGCAAGGAAAGACAACUAGAAAACACAAGUCAUUCCAAUUAUUAUUAGAGAAUAUCAAGAGUGCUGUUCACGGUGUUAAAUGUGGGCAUAUGAGGAUAAUAAAUCUUUGUCGUUGUGUUUCAAGGACAAUUCUUGCUAAUUGUAAGAGCUAGGCAGAGUGCCAAUAGAAUACUCAUGUUGGCUUGAAUUGGAUGUAGCUCAUACAAAUUUAACAUUCAGUCGCUUGAAUGUGCUUUUGAUGUUAAAUUAAUUCUAGUUAAAAACUAAAUGUAGCAUCAAACUAUUCUCCUUAUAUGAGAAAGUGUAAAUAUGAAACUGUUGUAUGUUUUCAAAUGAAAAGCAGUAACAAACCUUUUGUACUGA